GCCGCCGCCGCUGCUGCCGCCGCCAUGGCCACCCGCUCCUGCCGGGAGAAAGCUCAGAAGCAGAAUGAGCAGCACCAGGCCAUCCUGGCCAAGCUGCUGCGGGAGGAGGACAACAAGUACUGCGCGGACUGCGAGGCCAAGGGUCCAAGAUGGGCUUCUUGGAACACUGGGGUUUUUAUUUGCAUCAGAUGUGCCGGAAUACAUCGAAAUCUCGGGGUCCAUAUAUCAAGGGUCAAGUCUGUCAACUUGGACCAGUGGACACCAGAGCAAAUACAGUGCAUGCAGGAAAUGGGAAAUACUAAAGCAAGACUACUCUAUGAAGCUAAUCUACCAGAGAACUUCCGAAGACCUCAAACAGAUCAAGCUGUGGAAUUUUUCAUCAGGGAUAAGUAUGAGAAGAAGAAGUAUUAUGAUAAAAAUGCAAUGAAUGCCUUCAAUAUCUCCUCUUCUGAUGGUGCUCAGCCUCUGGCAUCCUCUCCUUCUCUGCAAGCUGCUGCUGAAAAGAGCAAAGCAGAGAAGGAAAAAGAGAAAAAGAAAGAAGAGAAAAAGAGGGAGAGAGAAUCAGAGAAACCAUCCAAACAGUUAGCAGUUGAAAAGCCACAGAAGAAAGAGGAUCAGCAAUCAGAAGCUAAAGCAAGCCCCAAAAAGUCAUCAGAACCCACAAUUGACCUUUUAGGACUUGAUGGCCCAGCUGAAGCAUCUGUUACAAACGGAGGCACCGCUGCUGUCACAGCGCUGAAUGAUGACCUGGAUAUCUUUGGUCCAAUGAUCUCUAAUCCUUUACCAGCAGCUGCUGCACCUCCUGCUCAGAGCACCUCCGCUAAAGCAGCAGCUGCCCCUUUGUCUGCGGCGUCCGGGGACCUGGAUCUGUUCACGGAGCAGGCGCCCAGGUCGGAGGAGUCGGCCAAGAAGCAGCUCUCCAAAGACUCCAUCCUGUCGCUGUACGGCGCGGGGAGCCUGCCGCAGCAGAGCGCGCCGGGUAUGUUCAUGGGGUCAUCUUCUAUGCCCUUUACCACACAACCAUCAACUCAUUUUCAAGGCUUUCCAGCCAUGGGAGUUCCUGUGCCUGCAGCAACCGGGAUGAUGGGCAACAUGAUGGGACAAUCCAUGCCAGUCAUGGGACAGAGCACAGGCAUGAUGGGAGGAAUGGGAAUGCCCAAUGGAUUUACUGGUACCACACAGACUGGUGUGAUGGGACUGCCUCAAAAUGUGGUUGGACCUCAGAGCGGGAUGGUGGGACAGAUGGUGACGCCACAAAGCAAGUACGGACUGCAACAAACCCAGCAAGCUCAGUGGAACCUCUCUCAGAUGAAUCAGCAGCUGGCUGGGAUGAACCUCGGCACCUCCAGCACGGCCAUGGGCUUCGGCCAGCCCCCCAGCACAGCGGCAGGCUGGACUGGAAGCUCCUCUGGUCAGACUCUCAGCACACAACUGUGGAAAUGAAAACUGAAACGGAGGUCUCGACACCCACAACCACCACCCUGACAUUCCUUGCUCCAAGAAGUUUUACUUUUGCUGUCCCCCCCACCGUGUACAAACUCUUUUUUUCUUGCCCCCCUCCACCCCCAAGCUGUUCAGAUUAAGGAUAUAACUGACUGACCGUGUCGUGGUCUCUGUUGAUUUCAGUUUGGUGUAGUGACAAAGCAGAUCAAGACUCCAUUCAGACAUCCUUGGCAGCCUUUUCAUACAGUCCACACGAUUUCAUCUAUUUAAGAAGCUGCUUAACCACUUACUGAUUAUUUUUUAUUCCCCUCCCCCCUCCCCCUUCCAAAUAAUAGAUCCAAUGUUUGCCUAUAAGGGACGUAGCUAUCAUGUUAGUAAUAUCCAAAAAGAAACAAAUACAAACCCUGAGCCCCCACCCCUUCCUGGCCCCUCCCCCCCAGUAACCCUGUAGAAGGUACUGUAUGAACAAAUGUUUAAUCAUAUAUCAAUAGAAUGUAAAUGUUAUCACUGAGCAAUGUUUUCUAGUGUAUCCAAACCGAUUUUGUUUCAUCCUCCCAUUUCACUGUGAUGUUCUUAUGGUGUGCAUAACAGGGAAUAUGGUUCUUGACAAAGGAAGAUAAACCUGGAUGUUGCUGGCAUUCUACAAAUCAAGAG
Dryobates pubescens (Downy woodpecker) is the source of this 2097-nucleotide messenger RNA. It is a transcript of the gene SMAP1, whose product is annotated as small ArfGAP 1. The transcript has 11 exons. The coding region runs from base 25 to 1443 and encodes 472 amino acids. The record is from RefSeq and is a predicted model, not a curated record. Gene Ontology annotation, biological process: regulation of clathrin-dependent endocytosis. Lineage: Eukaryota; Metazoa; Chordata; Aves; Piciformes; Picidae. Gene Ontology annotation, molecular function: metal ion binding; GTPase activator activity.